AUGAGCAAUGAGAACAUCGAACACAGCAAGGAGUCAAGGCCCGAAUGGGACCAUCUCGAGGACUGGCUCAGAGGCCAGGUGCAGGGACUGAUCCAGCACGUGCUCGAAGAGGAGGUGACGGAGUUCCUGGGCAGGGCGAAGUCGGCGCGACGGUCGGGUUCAGACAGCGACAGUGGUUAUCGGAACGGGCACUCACGUUCCCGGAAGCUGACAUUGUCAUCUGGGACGAUACGAGUGAGGAGGCCGAGGGUACGCGACACCGAGGAGAGGUUCGAGAGCAGGCUGUUACCGCUGUUCGUCAAGAGGAGCAGACAGAUCGCCGAGUUGAUUCCUGAGUUGUAUCUGCACGGCCUGUCUGAGGGGGACUUCGACCUGGCAUUGCGAGGGUUGCUGGGGGAUGAUGCGCCGUUGUCAGCCAGCACGGUGAGUCGUCUGAAGGAGAGGUGGAACGCCGAGUUGUCCGAGUGGCGUGGUCGUCGUCUCGACGAGUUGGAGGUGGUGUAUGUGUGGGUGGACGGGGUGUACGUGAAGGCAGGUUUUGAGCGAGAGAAGGCUGCUGUGCUGGUGGCGAUCGGAGCGCUGAGCGACGGGAGCAAGGUGGUGUUGAGCGCAGAGCCUGGCUACAGAGAGUCGACCCGGAGUUGGUCUGCGGUGCUCAGGGAUCUCAGAGACCGCGGGAUGGGCUGUCCGCGCCUGGUGGUUGGAGACGGACACCUCGGCAUCUGGGGAGCGCUUCGCAACAUCUACCCCGAGGCGGCUGAACAGAGAUGUUGGAACCACAAGAUCAUAAACGUGCUGGACCGGCUGCCGAAACGUCAGCAAGAGAGUGCGAAGUUGAUGCUGAGGAACAUCCCGUACGCAGAGAGCAGGGCUGAGGCUGAGCGUAUGAGAACGGUGUUCAGCCGGUGGUGUCGGGAACACUCAUACGAGGGGGCAGCUGAGAGCCUGGAACGUGACUGGGAGAGAAUGGUGACGUUCUACGACUUUCCCCUCGAGCACUGGAGGCACAUCAGAACGACCAACCCUGUGGAGUCACCGUUCGCUGCACUUAGGCUCAGGACCGACGCGGCCAAACGCUACAAGAGGGUGGAUCGGGCGAUAGCGGUGAUCUGGAAGAUGCUGCUGGUGGCUGAGAGCAGGUUCCGCCGGCUGAAGGCGCCUGAUCUUAUGAGGGAUGUCUACCAGGGCGCCAGGUACGACGAUGGGAUCGUCAUGAACACGAUGACUGAGAAGGUCGCCGCCUGA
Geodia barretti is the source of this 1245-nucleotide messenger RNA. Lineage: Eukaryota; Metazoa; Porifera; Demospongiae; Tetractinellida; Geodiidae. The record is from the annotation of a GenBank genome assembly.